Messenger RNA from Chrysoperla carnea, 813 nucleotides. RefSeq lists its product as uncharacterized. Gene Ontology annotation, molecular function: nucleic acid binding; zinc ion binding. Bases 195 to 791 code for a protein of 198 amino acids. NCBI's taxonomy places the organism in Eukaryota, Metazoa, Arthropoda, Insecta, Neuroptera, Chrysopidae. The transcript is spliced from 2 exons. The record is from RefSeq and is a predicted model, not a curated record.
UUAAGAAAACGGAGUGUAAUAAUUCUUCGAGUACACUCAGAAGACUAUUACAUAGUAUACAAUAUUAUCCGAAUAAAGAAAAAGCGUCAGAUUUCAUUGAAAAAUUUGAAGAAAUCGUGAGGAAUUACGAAAAUUUGUCCGGGGUUAAGCCACUGUCAGAACUUGAAAAGAAAGAUGCUUUUUAUAGUGCUAUUAUGACCACCGUUCCUGAUGUUCAGUCAGUUGAAUUCAUGACAAUGUCUACAACUGGUCAAGGGCUUGGUUAUGAAAAGUUAAAACUCUUUAUAUUACAAGCAGAAGCUAAUAAAAAUCAUGCAACAGCGUCUGAGUCCGCAGGAACUGCAAUGCAAGCUCAUCAAGGACAAGAUUGCUUGGACAGAUGUUUCGAGUGUGAUGAUCUAGGUCAUAUAGCAAGGAAUUGUCCAUGGAAAGGAACAGGGCUGAAAAAGUGUUAUGGAUGUGGGCAAGUGACCAGUCACAAAGCAGCUGACUGUCCUUUGCAAAAAUUAAAACAAUCACAUAGUGAAAGAGGUAGAGGAUGUAGCCGUGGUUCCACCAGAGGACGUUCUAACACUUUUAGAGGAUCGAGAGUCUACCAGAAUACUGGAAGACAAAAUUGGAAACGGAAGAAUAAUAAUGCGAGAGGCGGAGAUGCAAAAAGAUUCAAACCUAAUCGAGGAAGAGGAGGUUAUAAAAAUUUCAGAAACAAUGAUAAAAGAUCUCAACAGAAGGGAAAGGAGAAAGAUGUAGGUGCGAAUUUAACUGAAACUAAACAAAAUAAAGGAAAAUAAGCUUAACGACACACCGGAUUGC